This is a messenger RNA of Hydatigera taeniaeformis, 840 nucleotides long. NCBI's taxonomy places the organism in Eukaryota, Metazoa, Platyhelminthes, Cestoda, Cyclophyllidea, Taeniidae. The record is from the annotation of a GenBank genome assembly.
AUGCCGCUUUUAGUCAGAGCAGAGCCGUCAGAUGAAGUUCAGGUUCCAGGUCCAUCAACUUCUUCCUCUCUUGAUUGUUUUGAAGCUCUCCAAAGUCAACAAGAGGAAAUAGAAAAGGCGAUCAAAGAAAGCGGACCCCUGGUUAGCGAACCUUUACCCUUGUCUACGCUGUCAGAAGACUUUAAUGGACAUAGUGUGUACCUUGAGAAGUUGGAGCUUCUAAAAAAGCGAUAUAAUAGAAUACGCCGGUUGCGUCGCGAUGGGAAUUGCUUCUAUCGUGCAUUUGGUUUCGCCUAUAUGGAGUAUCUGAUGCAGGGCAAGAGGAAAGAGGAAGCCAAAAAAUUUAUUCGUUUCUGUGAUGAAUGUAAGGAGUUUCUUAUUUCCGUUGGCUACACUGAAUUUACGGUAGAGGAUUUUCAUGAACAGUUCACUGGAAUGGUUGAGAAGCUGGUGCUUCAAGACAGUCCGCUGUCGGAGUUGGAGGAUCUAUUCAACAACCAAUCCUACUCCGAUUACUACGUUGUCUUUCUUAGACUCUCCGUAUCUAGCUACAUGCAGCGCAAUGAAUCAUUCUAUUCCAACUUCAUCCCAGAUAAUAAAACGGUUCGCAGGUUCUGUGAAACGGAGGUCGAGCCAAUGGGCUUAGAAUGCGACAAUGUCCAUGUAGCUGCACUGGCUCUGGCCAUGGAUGUACCAAUUAAGAUUGAAAACUGCCAACAGUCCGGUGAAUUAAAUAACCUUGAAUUCCCUGGUCGGGAGAAUGCGAGUGCGGGUGAACGCGUUGCCGCGCCAGUUGUGCUGCUCUAUCGACCUGGACACUAUGAUAUUUUGUAUGCUUAA